GUCGGAGUGUAUCUAUGUCUCUGCAUGGGAUGAUUUGGGGAUUGGUUCAAUCACUUUCAGCACUGAGGACGCCACUCGAGGCCCAGAAAUCAGUCUUCAAUGCUAGAGGUGUGGGGAAGAUCACCCAAGGAUCGACAGAUCUCCCCAUUUACUAAUCCUGCAAAGUCACCUCUCACCUAAAGUGCUUUUCGCAUUUGCUGCAAAUGUCCUCUAAUGUCCUAGUCCUGUACUUGGUUGUUCUUGUUCUUUUUUCACAGUUUACAUUUACCGGCCACCAACACAAAUCACCAGCGGCUUAAACAUACAGUACCUGAUGUGUUUUCAUGUGUUUUAUUCCACUUUUUCCGGCUCCGUCGUUUGGGAGCCAGCCGGGCUUGCACAGUGUUUUCCUAGCCAGCACUCUAUUUCAUCAAACAAAAGACCGAAAAAGCAUCAGGGUCGUUUCUUAAGCUGAUGCCAUUUGUAUUUAGACGUGGGAUGAUUAAGCUGGCGCCGAGAUGGGGAGAUUGCUUCAUCCGCCGAGAUGGCUCAAGUCUUCGUCCUUCGCCGCUUCGCCCGCCGUGUACUCAGUUCCUGUCGCUGAUGCACGCAGUACUGAAGCAUGGAUCACGAGCGCAGGAAGAGGGGCUCUUCAAAGCUGCCUCGGCGUGCCAAGUCCUUUGCAGUCUCGUGUCGUCCGAGGACUUGAAUUCGCUUUGGUCUUUGCCAAGCGUGACCAGUGCUGACGUUUUCAUCAGCCAUUCCUGGUCAUGCUUUUCCUGGUUAAAAGUUGUUGCCAUGUGCCAUCAUUUGAACCUAGAUUUUGCCAUUGUGUCAUCUACUUUGGCUUGCAUUCUGAGUGUCUUCACUUUGAGACUCCACGCUGGAAGCUUUAAUGGUAUAGCUCAGCAGAGCGGAGCCGUUCUCUUUGAGGCUUUGAUAUGCUUUCCAAUGGGUACUUUUCUCAUCUCGUAUUUUUCGGGCCAGUGUAUCUGCCGGAAGUCUUUUUGGUUUGAUCGUAUUUGCGUGAGCCAAGCCAAUGCGACAGAGAAGGCUGUGACGCUUCAAGCAGUUCCGGCGUUUGUAGCAAAUUCGAGGCAGAUGCUUCUGUUGGUGGAUGGAACAUAUUUCAAGAGAUUGUGGUGCAACUAUGAACUUGCGGUUGCAGCUAAGACGGUUGGACAUGUACAGAUCUUGCCUAUUUGGGAGCCGGUGUGGACCUUGUCUUCACUUGGGGUUGGUUGCAUCUUCGUUCCCCGGCGCAGUGGACUGCAGUGGUUCAGUGAUCGAAGUAGUGGUCUUCUAAGAAACACAUAUGUAAUUAAUCAUAAUUAAUCUAAAGUGUGAUUAAUUAUUCCUGCGAAAGGCUCUAUUGCGUAGGAAGCCUGUAAGCUCGAAUGAUGACAGAAGCCAAAGUCCCGCAGAACCUGCUUGUCAUUCUCUCGGGGUCGCAGGCAAUUGUGUGGUUUACAUACCAGUCGAAGCCUCGCAUUGACGGAGAUUCGGACAUGGCACCCUUUUGGGCAAUGUGCAAUUACUUCUACCUUCCUUGGCACACAGCGCUUCUUCUUGCUAUCCCUUUGGCUUGGAUUUCCUUGGCGAAGCUGGAUCGACAUCGGCUUUUGCUGGAUCAGAUGGCAAACUUUGACCUGCGACAAGCAGAGUGUGCUUUAGAGUCCGAUCGCUUUGUGAUCCAAGAGCAUGUCUUAAGCCUCUUCGAUGAAGCACUCGAGCCGCCCGUGUCUGUGGCAUUUGGAGCCGAGCCAGAUGAAAGCGAGGAGACACUCAUUUCGCCUGAAACCUUUGUGGCAAUUCGUCAUGUGACCAGCUAUCCUAAUGAGCAUGAAGUGUUGGACCAAUUCAAUGCCUACAUACAUGGCCCCUUGCGGAAGAGCGUCGUAGAUUUGCUAGGCCAAGAAGUUCACGUGUCCGUGAAGCUAUGCCUCAUCAGCAUUUGGCCCGGCUGGCUUUAUGGGUUGAUGGAUUUCUUCAGUUGUGAUUUUCACACUGAUUGCCAAACUGCUGCCUCAUCCAUGGGCUACCCUUCGUUGUUCAGCUAUUUGCUGAUGAAUGCCAUGGUGCAGCUGAUUACUACGCCGCUCUUCAGUCUCCUGAUCCUUCCAUCGCUGCUUCGCUGCAAUAACCUCGUGGCCCGAAGGGUGGAGACCCCGGGCUUUCGGAUGUUGUGCGGCUCAUGCAGCUCAGCAAUUGUGCUAUCCUUGUGCAACACUAUCGGAGGAAUCUGGGUGGGCUCUUUUCUGAUGUUUACCAUCCACCAUUCGAUCCCUUGGCUUGCCUUCUUCCUCCUCGAGACCAUCUCUGCAUUUGGCCUGGGCUGGCUUCUCCACAAGCCUAUGAGGGCGCCAGCGGGUAGAGAUGUGUGCUGUGAGGACUUGAGGUAUGGCUAAAUGCUGCUGGUGCUGCUGGCCAAAUGCCAUGCAAAAAGAUCCUGCAUUGAGCGUGGGCAACACUCCGUGUGAUGAAAAAGUCACCUCUCCACUUUGAACAAGAGUUAGC
Messenger RNA from Durusdinium trenchii, 2496 nucleotides. NCBI's taxonomy places the organism in Eukaryota, Dinophyceae, Suessiales, Symbiodiniaceae. The record is from the annotation of a GenBank genome assembly.